Messenger RNA from Coffea eugenioides, 748 nucleotides. RefSeq names its product glutathione S-transferase zeta class-like. The transcript has 6 exons. Bases 16 to 411 code for a protein of 131 amino acids. Gene Ontology annotation, molecular function: maleylacetoacetate isomerase activity; glutathione transferase activity. Lineage: Eukaryota; Viridiplantae; Streptophyta; Magnoliopsida; Gentianales; Rubiaceae. The record is from RefSeq and is a predicted model, not a curated record. Gene Ontology annotation, biological process: glutathione metabolic process; L-phenylalanine catabolic process.
UGGUUGAAUCCUAACAUGUUUCCUAUCUUGUUUGUCAUUUAUGUGGAGGCUGCGAAUAUCGUUUGCUCAAGUAUUCAGCCUUACCAGAAUAUACCUAUUCUUAAAUUUAUGAAAGAAAAAUUGGGUCCUGAUGCAGAUGUUGCUUGGGCUCGAGAUCAUAUUCAAAGAGGCUUUGCUGCUCUUGAGAAGCUGUUGAAAGAUUAUUCUGGAAAGUAUGCUACCGGGGACGAAGUUUUUCUGGCUGAUUUAUUUCUGGCACCGCAGAUUGAUGGUGCCAUUAGAAGAUUCAAGGUUGACAUGGAUGAGUUUCCUCUUCUGGCGAGGAUUUUCAAGGCAUAUUUAGAGCUACCUGCAUUUCGGGAUGCUAUGCCAGAAAGGCAACCUGAUGCACCAGCUGAGCAUCGAGACUGAGCUUGCUGUUCUUCGUCAGGUAUUCAAUAUGAAAUCCCCGGCAUGGCAAACAUGGGGUGGUGGAAACAAGAAAUCACGAAAGCAGGAUAAAUAAGUGAUGACCAAUAUCCAUUGAUGUCUAUACUCUGCAGACAAUUUCUAACUUUGUACAAAUGUUACUCAUCCAUGUUUGUUUAUUUCCCAUGGCGGACUUGCUUCAUUUCCAAAGAAGAGGUGAACUGACUUCGUCCCAGGAUGAAGCAGUACCUUUGUAAGCAAUACUACUGUGUGUUUAACUUAGCAUGUCGUCUUCCACCUGAUAAACCAAGUAAAGCAAAUCAAUGUUUUUUGUUUUUUA